Molecule: messenger RNA, 1684 nt
Organism: Alexandromys fortis (reed vole)
Lineage: Eukaryota; Metazoa; Chordata; Mammalia; Rodentia; Cricetidae
Product: mucin-17-like
Exons: 11
Coding region: 36-1187 (383 amino acids)
Source: RefSeq, a predicted model, not a curated record
CUAAACCUGCUACCACCUCCGUUGUCACCACCACUAUGGUGAUCUGCCUGAAUGGAGGAUCCUGGACAGGGAAGGUCUGCCUUUGCCCCAACGGCUUCUCGGGGGAUCGCUGUCAGAAUCCCGUUCCGAUUGUCAGCUGUCAGAAUGGAGGGACGUGGGACGGCCUCAAAUGUCAGUGCACCAGCCUCUUCAACGGACCCCGGUGUGAGGAGGUAGUGGAGAGCAUCGAGAUAGACAGUCCCACAGUCUCUGCCACCGUGGAAGUGACUGUCAGAGUGACCAGCCAAAACUUCAGUAAAGAGCUAAAUGACCAGGAAUCCGAUGAAUUCAAGAAGUUCAAUGAGACAUUCUCAGAACAGAUGGCGAUAAUUUAUGCUGGAAUUCCUGAGUAUGCCGGGGUUUUCAUCAAAGGGCUGAAGAACGGCAGUAUCAUUGUGGAUUAUGAUGUCAUCCUGAAGGCCCAGUACACCUUAAACUAUACCAACAUGUUUCAGGAAAUCAAAAAUGAUGUGCAGAAAAAAAUCAUAAAUGCAACCCAGGUUCAAGUAAGCGGUGCUGAUAAUAACUGUACAGGGUUUAUACUGUGUUUUAACGCACAAGACACUAAAGUGCAAGACAUUAACAUUUCAGAUGUCGUCACUCCUCAAGAGGAAUGCUGGGAGCAGGUUGAGGAAGAGUAUAAGCAGUAUGUCUUCGCGGAACAAAAGGACGAAAAGUGGAAGUGUGUCACGGCCUGCUCAACAGGGUACAAAUCCUCCUUGGACUGCCACUAUGGCAAAUGCCAGCUGCAGCGGAGUGGCCCCCAGUGUCUCUGCCUGACCACUGACACUCACUGGUACAGCGGAGAGACUUGCGACUGGGGCAUCCAGAAAAGCCUGGUCUACGGGCUCGUGGGAGCCGGGGUGGCCGUGCUGCUGGUGGUCCUCGUUAUCCUGGCCGUGUUCUCCUUCCGCUACAGAAGAGAGGCGCAGAGGCAAAGUUCCAGAGUGACUCAGAUGCGAAAGUGGAAUGAGGAGGAAGGCAGAACUCCUGGCGCCUUCAACAACAUGGGUUUUGACCACAACGAAGAACGAGAAGACUACAUCAACUUGGGCUCUGUGUACAGCAACUUUGAUGCCUUGCGUAAUAUAAACCCUGACGAAAAGAUCCAGAUCCAGAGGCCCCAGGUCGUCAUGACGUCACUGUAAACACGCACAGAAGCGGGUUCGCAUGGAACCAUGGAGCUGAGGACUGAGGAGAGCCGCACCGGGUCAAGCAUGUCGGAACACGUCCUCCACUGAGAAUUCCCCACGGGGACUUGUUGGGCAAUAGACCCUGUAGUUAGAAAGAGUGAACACCGGAGAGACGCAUGCUGGAAGCUCCAACAGUGUGGAAACUACAGCGGAACUACAGCCAGAACUACAGCCGGUGCCUCCCAGACAGGCGGUGCCUCCCAGAACACCUAAGUCCGAUUCAGCACCAAGGACAGUGCCCCGGGUGCCCUUUCCUGCGAUGAUUGAGUAGACACUGGACUGAAUUUUACCAUUUUCAAACACUCUUCUGAGAAAGAUGGCAUUCCGUUUCCAUCUGUCUUUACAAGGUCAUGCUUAGCUUUAAGUUUCUUUCUAAGAUCGGGUAAAAUUAAGGCUUUUUGGUGAAUUCUAAUUUUUCCUAUGUAAAUAAAAUUAUAUAAUUUUUUAAGAUU